CUUCCGCCCCAGAUGUUGGUUUCCCGAAAAGGCUCAUCCCGGCUCCCAAACCUUUCUCGACAUCGGCGACAUUACCUGCCUUACAAUAUUACCAGUGGUUGACUCCCGAUUCGCUCAACAGGGAUUCAAGAUUCCACGGUAUUAAACAUGGCAUCCAAAAGCUGGCCCUCCUCAGUUGAUACUUUUGCGCACAGGUUGACAGGCAGAUUUUUUUUGCUCUCUAUUGUCUUAUUCGCGGGCCGAGCGUCCGCGACAUGGACGAGGCAGCUUUUGGCACCCGUUGGAGCCUCAUUCGACGAUUCCUAUACGUAUAGCUCCUUCUAUGUGCCGCUUGACGGAAGCACGGGGCAGACUGACAAGGCCCUCAAGGCGAACGCUUGGUAUAAGCUCACUACCUCUGGUCUUUAUUGGACGGGAGCGUCCGGCCAGGAUGCCGAUGCGCUAUGUUUCUACAAUAACGGAGGCACUCGAUCGGCGUAUUGUGCGAGCAGUAACUUGAAUAGUUACGGGAUGUGGUCUACAGCUCUGGGUAUCAGCUGUUCCGCCACAUCCCCUUCCACUUUCUGGACCGGAAACUCCGCGACGACCACCCCUUGCAGUGCAUACAACAGUCGCUUGACGGCAUCAUACACAGUGUACGUCAGAACCUCAGUCGAUGCCACUCUCGAUUUCUAUCUUCAAGACACCCAGUACACUGAUAACUAUGUUGACUACGCCUCAAGGAAAGGAAUCCUCGUCGAGGUGAUUCCGCAGAAUCCCCUGACCACAACGACAAAGACCACGGUCAGAACGACAACAGACACCGACACCGUCACGACAACGUCGAUCAUGCUUUCCACCGCGACUACCACGACCACCAAACCUGCAUCGACGGUGACAGCAACAUCCACUGCAACGUCCACCACCACAGCGACGGCGCCGGCGUCGACUUUAACCAGCACCAAGACUGACACUGCAACGCAGACGAGCACCGGGACACAAACCAAGACAGCGACGUCCACACAAACGAAUACCGAAACGCAGACUAAGACCAUGACAUCUACCGCCAUAUCAAUUACCACAACGACUGCCUCCGCAUCGACUGCAACGAAUACUGAAACGCAAACCAAGACCAUGACAUCUACCGCCAUAUCAACUACCACAACGACUGCCUCCGCAUCGACUGCAACGAAUACUGAAACGCAAACUAAGACCAUGACAUCUACCGCCAUAUCAACUACCACAACGACUGCCUCCGCAUCGACUGCAACGAAUACUGAAACGCAAACUAAGACCAUGACAUCUACCGCCAUAUCAACUACCACAACGACUGCCUCCGCAUCGACUGCAACGAAUACUGAAACGCAAACUAAGACCAUGACAUCUACCGCCAUAUCAACUACCACAACGACUGCCUCCGCAUCGACUGCAACGAAUACUGAAACGCAAACUAAGACCAUGACAUCUACCGCCAUAUCAACCACCACAACGACGGCCCCCGCAUCGACUGCAACGAACACUGAAACGCAAACUAAGACCAUGACAUCUACCGCCAUAUCAACUACCACAACGACUGCCCCCGCAUCGACUGCAACCGUAAUGGCGACCGCGCCAGGAACGACGGUGGUUUCCACUUCCAGCGUGGUGACCACCAGGACUGACACGGCAACGCAGACACAUACCCAGACGCAAACCAGGAUCACGACGGCCACAGAGACGAGCACUGAGACGCACACCAAGACAGCGACAUCUACCGCGAUAUCCCUUACCACCACAACUGCCUCCGCAUCAACGGCAACCAUCACGACCGCCAUAUCAAUUACCACCACAACUGCCUCCGCAGCGACGGCAACCGUCACGAUCGAGUCGACCGCGCCGGGGACGACGGUGGUUGUCACUUCCAGCGUGGUGACCACUAAAACUGACACGGCCACCGUAGCCAACACAGAGACCCAGGCUACGACCGCCACCGUCACCUCGAGCAUAUACGGCACCGAUACGGCAACGGCAACAGAGACCAACACGGAGACCUUCACAGUCACCACGACGUUGAGCGGGGUUCGCACAGAUAUCCAAACUCAGACUGUGAGCGAAACCGUAACGACCACACAGGCUGCGAGCGUUUCUAUCUCCCUGUCGACCCAGUCCUUCACAACCACCGCCACCGAAACGAAGACAGAUAUAGCGUCCUCCGUCGCUACGAUCACCUCCGAUUCGACGACCACUACAACGGAGACUGAAACUGAGAUUGAGACUGAGACACAGACGAAGACCGAGAAGGAGACAAUAGUUAGCAUUACCACGACCAGUGAAACAAGCACGUUCACCCGCGACGUCACCAGAACCCAGAUAGAGGUCUCGACGAGUACGAAAGAAGCCUCAACUGUGACCUCUGAUACUACGGAGACCGCCACGAGAACAGAAACAGCCACUGCGACGGCGACGGUCACCGAGACAACAGCCACUGCGACAGCGACGGUCACCGAGACAACCACCACUUUGAGCGUAUCUGUGAGCGUCUCUAUCCAACCGGGUAUCACCACCACCACCGAGAUCAGCGCCAUGACCGCAACACGGACGCAAACGAUGAAGGAGACCGAGACAGUCACAGCGACGGUCGGGGAGGGCACCGCUACGGUAUAUCAAACCGAGACAGCUACCGGGUCCGGGCGCGACACAGAGACGCUGACACAGACGGUCGAGAAGACAGUCUUGGGCACCGCUACCGAGACGGCCACCGUGACAGGCCUCGUGACGACAACGGCCCUCAACACAAUGACUGAUGUACUGACUGAGAAGCAGACAAAGACAGAAACUGAGACACUGACGCAGACUGCAACGGGGCCCACCGUCACGGUGACCGUUAGCACCAUGCGCCAGGAAUCUACCGCGGGUAUCAUCGAAACUUUCACUGAAACGCUCACGGAAACGGUCACUGCGCCAUCUGGGGGUUCCGAGGCGGGCGUGAUGAGGAUUACCAUGACAGAGACAACUACAGCCGGUUUGUCGCCGCCCACCGGAGCAUCCGUUUCCACAAAAGUGGUCACGUCGUUCGUUGUCUCCACCGUGACGCAGACUCAUACAGUCACCGUGCCCAUAUCCACCGUCACUGUCCUUGGCAAACCCGACGCCACGCUAUAUGCUAUGAGCGGCGGAUGGGGCAAGCAAUUGCAGCUGGCAGUUGCUACCUCCACGGUUACCCCAGGAAGUACAUAGACUUGAAUCCCACGCGGAAACAAACGAGAAUCGUCUAAAAGGCAUCCUAAUCAGUGGCGCUAGGCAUUGCCACCUGAAUCUGA
Fimicolochytrium jonesii is the source of this 3278-nucleotide messenger RNA. RefSeq lists its product as uncharacterized. The record is from RefSeq and is a predicted model, not a curated record. Lineage: Eukaryota; Fungi; Chytridiomycota; Chytridiomycetes; Spizellomycetales; Powellomycetaceae. Bases 148 to 3195 code for a protein of 1015 amino acids. The transcript has 3 exons.